Molecule: messenger RNA, 1311 nt
Organism: Opisthocomus hoazin
Lineage: Eukaryota; Metazoa; Chordata; Aves; Opisthocomiformes; Opisthocomidae
Gene: BTLA
Product: B and T lymphocyte associated
Biological process (GO): immune response-regulating cell surface receptor signaling pathway
Cellular component (GO): plasma membrane
Molecular function (GO): signaling receptor activity
Source: RefSeq, a predicted model, not a curated record
AUGAAGGCUUCUCCAGUCAUGUCGAUGAAAGAGAUAUCACUGUGCAUCCUUACAGUAAUGCUGGCUCGGAGCAAUGACCAAGUUUACGGAUCUGAUGACACCUAUUGUCCAGUUGAAAUUCAAGUUAAAAGAUACUCCCAGUACAAAAUUAAUCUCGGGAACUCUUUGAUUAUAGACUGUCCAGUUCAUUACUGCAAGAAAACGCCAGUCAUGCAGUGGUGCAAGUUAGAGGUGGAUACAUGUGUGCUGCUGAAGGAGGGCAAAACAGGAUGGAAGUCCAAUGUGUUUACUCUGCAGUUUUUCUCCAUUCAUCAGAAUGACAGCGGAACUUAUCGAUGUCGAGCAAUAGAGGACAACUUUUCCAGCGAGAGCCACGGAAUAAAGGUUAUUGUUGAAGAAAGCCCUGCAAACAUUGUCACGGUUUCGCCAGAAAAUACCACUAGUAUCACAGAAGAGUCCCAAGAAUCUGGAAACCGCAAGAUAUUGCACAUUAUUUAUGCUUCAGCGUCUGUGGGUCUAUGUUGUCCAUUCAUCAUCAUAUGCAUGUUUUGGUGUCUGAGGAGGCACCAUGCAAAGCAAAAGGGAAGUCCAUUAACAACACAGAGACAAGAGAGCCCGGUGAGAAGUCCAGCAGCUGCUCUAUCCCACGCUACUGGGACAACUCAAGCUUCAGAAGAAAGCUCCUCACUUUACUAUUGCUCCAUGGCUAGCCCACUGCAGGCCUUGCACAGCAACACAGUUUACGACAAUGAUGUUCCUCCCUGGAACGUGCAGAGGACAGCACCUAAUGCACCACACGAUGGUCCUGCUAUUCCUUCCAUCCCAGUUUUACUUGAAAGCCCGGAUGUCCUCACAUAUGCUGCAAUAAAUCAUGCUGCUUCUGCAGAAAAAUGCCAGAGAAGGGAACUAACUGUAGAAAAUGAAUUUACAGAAUAUGCCUCCAUUAAUUUGAAGAGGAAGGAUGUACUAGGUCUCACACUGUACGUAACACACCGGAUGAUUUGCACUCAAGUUAAUGGAAGAAAGUCAGGCUCCUUUGUCUUCAUAUUUGAUCUUGGUAUCAUUCCAGCUAACAUCAAAGCUGUUAAGCACAUGCACCUUGAUAUUUUGGUAUCAGAGAGGGAAAUGGAGCAGCCAGAUGGACAGUGUGUCCAGAUAAGCAAGAAAAUAGCACUCUUCAGGCAGAAUCCUUUGCAAGGAGCGACCAGUAAGGGUCAUGACCAGGACAGAGAGGAACAAGGGUUCAGGCAAGCCUGGACACGGAAGGACAUAAUCAAGAAGAAAGGAGCUGAAAUCAGAAACACUUUAUAA